AUCAACUUAAGUUACCUAGACACGGAGAACCAUGUUGGAUAAACAGUUGACUUUGGUUGUACUUCUCAUGCUGUUUGGAUGCAUCACUGCCGCACAUGCUAACUAUCGCCGACCUACUAAAGUUGGUGUUUUGUGCUGUGAAGCAGUUUCCAAAGCCAUGAUACCACAUGACAUAAAGCUCACCGGCUACAAGCACCAGAAUGAUCUGUCACCUUGUGUGGAAGCGAUUGUAUUUUACUCUAAGGAUGAAAGAUUCUGCUCAGACCCUUCUGCACGCUGGAUCAAAAGGAAACAAAAAGGUCUGCGAGAGAUCAAGGACUAAAAUGCCAAGCACCAAAGGAUUGUUCUGUUGCAUUUGCUGUGUUUGUUUAAUGUUGUGAUAUUAGCCUGGUAAUUUAAAGUAAUGCUUUUUCAAGAAUUAAAGAAAAUUAGCCAAAUCAUUAUUUUUAUUAC
Molecule: messenger RNA, 453 nt
Organism: Trichomycterus rosablanca
Lineage: Eukaryota; Metazoa; Chordata; Actinopteri; Siluriformes; Trichomycteridae
Gene: ccl34b.4
Product: chemokine (C-C motif) ligand 34b, duplicate 4
Exons: 4
Coding region: 32-322 (96 amino acids)
Biological process (GO): immune response
Cellular component (GO): extracellular region
Molecular function (GO): chemokine activity
Source: RefSeq, a predicted model, not a curated record